Messenger RNA from Carassius carassius (crucian carp), 2013 nucleotides. Its product is annotated as amine sulfotransferase-like. The coding region runs from base 143 to 1054 and encodes 303 amino acids. NCBI's taxonomy places the organism in Eukaryota, Metazoa, Chordata, Actinopteri, Cypriniformes, Cyprinidae. Gene Ontology annotation, molecular function: sulfotransferase activity. Gene Ontology annotation, cellular component: cytoplasm. Gene Ontology annotation, biological process: sulfation. The transcript is spliced from 7 exons. The record is from RefSeq and is a predicted model, not a curated record.
UAUCCUUCCCCCCUUUCUCUGUUUUCUGACCAAAUGUGUUAAAAUACAACUACUGAUUUAAUCAGGACAGACAACCGUCAAGUCACAGGACGGACAGAUAUCUCAUAGUCACUCCAGAGGAUAGAGGGAGAGAGAGUCAGAGAUGGCAGAGGGUUUCAAUCACAGCAGUUGUGAUGCUUUUGAAUAUAAGCUGGUCCUUCACAGGGACUUCCACUUGAUAUCUGGAAUCCACUCUCCUGAGGUGGUGGAUCAAAUUCAUAACUUUGAGAUUCAAGACUCUGAUGUCUUUGUCAUUACUUACCCUAAAUCAGGCACUAUUUGGUUGCAGCAAAUCCUCUGUCUGAUAGAGGUUAAGGGAGAUGUUACAGUGAUAAAUGAUCAGCUGAAUUCUGACCGUAUCCCAUGGAUGGAACUUUUAAAAUCUGAGAAACAGUUUGUUUCUGCCCCUUCCCCUAGGAUCCAUGUGUCUCAUCUACCAUACAGAUUCAUGCCACUUGGAUUGAGACAAAAGAAGGGCAAGGUCAUCUAUGUGGCCAGAAAUCCAAAGGAUGUUUUGGUGUCUUACUUCCAUUUUCACAACUUUGCAAAUAUGCUGGAGACCCCAAAAGACUUUGAAGACUUUUUUGAGAAAUUCAUGGAUGGAUAUGUUUUUGGCAAUUGCUGGUUUGAGCAUAUCAAGGGCUGGUGCUCCCAAAGUGAUGAGAUGAACUUUUUGUACAUUACAUAUGAGGAGAUGAUCAAGGACUUGCGGUCAGUGGUUGAUAGGAUUGUUUCAUUCUUGGGGACAAACUUGACACCACAGCAGCUGAAUGAUGUUGUUGAGCACAGUACCUUCAAAAAUAUGAAGACCAAUCCUCAGGCCAAUUACCAGCAUGUCCCUGCCAUCCUGCUGAACCACCAGCUGGGAGCCUUUCUGAGGAAAGGAACUGUUGGUGACUGGAAGAAUUACUUCACUGUGGCACAGAAUGAGAAAUUUGAUGAAGUUUACCAACAGAAGAUGAAAGAUUUUCCUUUUUCUUUCAUCUGGGACAUGAGUGAUCUUGUCACACCAUGAUUUAUUCAGUCUCAUCCUGUGUACUCAGCAGGGUAAAAAAAAAAAAAAAAGCCUAAUCCUUCUGAGCCGUAAUAUUUACAGUACAACAAAUAUCUUAUUUGUUUACUGAAUUGUAUAAAUUGUCAAAACCGAAAUGAAAUUAAUCCCAAAUAUUUACAUAAUGACACAUACAUUCAAUGUCAAUCCGAAACUCUUUAGAAGAAGAAUUAGAUUUUCAUCAGAUUCCUGAGAUUUCAUUUUUCUGAAUUUACAAAAAAUAAUAAUAAUUGAUUUAAUAAGCUAAAGCUUUUUGCUAAACUUUAAAGCUUUAUUAAUUGCCUUUUACUGUAUAUAGACUGACUAUGAAUGAUUGCAGUUGAACUCAGGUUGUAAUACCUGCCAGGUCACAUCUCUGGGAAACAUCAGCCUAAUGUAAAUCUUGAGUAAAUGAAGCCAUUCAGCAGAAUAAGAGAAUGGUGUUUUAAUAGUAAGAAUUGUGACAAAUGACACUGGGCUUGACAGUUAUUGAUAAAUAUGCUGCAACACAGAUGGUAGUGACUGAAAAAAGUUUGUGUUUAGAACUGGUGAGCUGAAGUCCUGCUCCAUGAGGCUGUUUGGCAUCUAAAUCAGUCAUGUCAAGUGGAGAGUUAACACAAUUCAGUCUUCAUCACUGCCUAAGUCCAGUGGGUUGAAAUCAGGGUCAUCCUCCUCCAAGUCCAAAUCAUCCAUGUCUUGAAACAGCGACUCAUCUACUUCUACACUAUUCCCAACUAGAAGAAAAGAACAACUAUGAAGGACAAUCCAGCUUACGUUUCAAAAAGCAAAUGGCAUCCUAAUAUAACUUAGAAACACAACAAAAAUAAUUGAGAGUGCUUACCGUCCUCCAGGAACUGGAUAUCUGAUGUGUCAAGAUUAUGGUCGGUCUCAAAGAGCUGUUUUCCUGUAACAUGAAAAAGUCAAUAAACAGAACAUAAGAAAAA